AUGUCGCACUGUUGCGUGUGCAUGGACGUCGCCGCGGAGAGGGCGGUGGCUCUGAUCAACUGCGGGCACGUGUACCACCUCUCGUGCAUCAAGCAGUGGUACGAGCACAAGAAGUCCAAGGAGGGACGCACCGCGCUGCCGCACGCGCCGUGCCCGAAGUGCAAGGAACCGUUCAACGUCCCGGGCGACGUCGUCAACAUCUACCUCGACGUCCGCAGGCGCGUUCUAUCAUCACACCGGUUCCCAUACGAUCGCGUUCGCGUGGUGAACGCCGAUCCUUAA
Molecule: messenger RNA, 282 nt
Organism: Micromonas pusilla CCMP1545
Lineage: Eukaryota; Viridiplantae; Chlorophyta; Mamiellophyceae; Mamiellales; Mamiellaceae
Exons: 2
Coding region: 1-282 (93 amino acids)
Source: RefSeq, a predicted model, not a curated record